AUCUUUUGUAUUUCGCCGUAUAUAAACGUGCGUUAGCGGACACCGGUAAGCCAUAAGACGCCUUCAAGUCUAGCUGGCUGUUACAAACGAGAGUGGAUAUUGAAGUUGUGGCAACUCGCAUAGAAAACAAAAUCGGAUUUACAUAAACAAUUUUAUUUUGGAUUUACAUUUGCUGCAAAAUUUGGAAGUGACAAAAUAAAACAAAAAAAAAAACAACACAAAUCCAUCAAUCAGUGUUUUCAGCAGAGCUGUGCUGUGUUCCCUGGACAAAUUGUCCACAAUUUAAAAGCCUAGGCAGAUUUUUAUUUAUAAGAAAAUAAUUGGUGAAAUAAAAGUGAAUAUUUCCAAAACAAAUAAUUUUGUCUUAUAAAUAAAACAACAACAAAAUAAAAGAAAAACAAUAAAGUAUUCAAUAUUCACCUAAAAUUUGUCCAAAUAUUUAAACAAAAUUAAAAGAAAAAAUUAUAUAUCCUCUAACAAAAGUGAAGUGUUAAUCAAAAUGUUGAGCAUAAAAUUCCAACAAUGUCUAAUUCUACAGCUCAGUGUCUUGGCCGUCUGCCUGAGCACAUCACUAGCCUGCCAUGGCACCUUAUUGACGGCUGGUGUCACAGAGGAAGAAAAAGAAAUCAUAUUGAAAGAACACAAUAGGUUAAGGCAACAAGUAGCCACGGGACGUUAUCCCGGUCAGCCAGGUGCAGAGAAUAUGCGUGAAAUUGUGUGGGAUGAGGAAUUGGCCGAGAGAGCCCAACAAUGGGCGGAGAAUUGUCAGUUUCGUCAUGAUCCCCAUAGGACAAUAAAUCGCUUUACCAUGGGUCAGAAUUUAGCCAUAAUUUGGAGUACGGCGCCCUUGGACCCAGAAGAUGGUGAUUUCCCCUCACGCAUACAAAGUUGGUUCAAUGAAGUGCAGAAAUAUUCGUUCGGCGAUGCUUGGUCUCCCAAAACCGGUCAUUAUUCCCAGUUGGUUUGGGGUGAAACUAGUUUGGUGGGUUGCGGAUUUGCCGAGUAUAAGGACAAGUCGAAAUACAAUAAAUUAUACGUAUGCAAUUAUGGACCUGGUGGCAAUGUCGUUGGCUAUAAUCCCUAUGAAGUUGGCAAACCUUCAUGCGGUACGUAUGGCAUGAGACCCUCGAAGCGAUACAAUGGCCUGUGUGCAGCCCCCGAUCCCAGUUUGGUCACCGACAAUGCAAUCGAAACGUAUGAGUACAAAACCACUAACAGCAAUUCAUACAGUGCUUAUAACACAAACAAACAAAAUACGCAAUACGCUGCCACUACUAAAACACAAUAUAACAACCAGAAUAAUAACAAUUACAAUAAUCGUAACAAGCAAUCAUCUAAUUCCUUCAACAACAACCAACAGGCGGCGUUUGCGCAAACAACGUCAACAUCGUCGAAAAAAAGUGGGAGCUCGUUUGGCACCAAGAACUACGGCGGCUCACAGGCAUUCACCACGGAGAGUUCACAACAUACCUAUCGUAGCAAGCUCGAGUCCUACAAGCCAACACCAGAGGAAUUUAAGAGAUCCGUAUUCAAGCAUACCAUUCUUCGGACUUCAGUAGUUGAACCAGUGGAGACUCAGCAGCAACCGCAACAGCCAUCCCAACCCAGUCGUCAUGGUUGGAGCCUUUUGUCGUGGCGCGGCUAGAGGCGCAGGAACUCUUAACAUUUAAAUCAUUUGCACUCGCCAAUAACUUACUACUGUGUAGUACUGAUUUUUUUGGUCCUUUUACUAAAGGCCAAGACAUUUUAAUGUUUCUUUCUAUUCUAUUUCUACUUCGAAAUAUCUGUUCAUCAAAUUGUAAUUAUAAUUAGAAAGCUUAUACCACAUUUAUGUUAGCAAGUUUAUGCAACACCGCCAUAACCUGCAUUCGCAUUUCCCCCAGAAUCAAUCAACACUGCUUAAUAUGCCAUAAAUGAUGAUGAAAUGAAUCAUUAGUUAGAUUUAAGAUGAAACACCAAGAAGAGAAACAGGAAUCACAAACAGAAAUGCAUUUGCGGACUAAACCGUCUGACUUGGCUAAAGUAUUAAUUAUAAGUAGCACCCGUCAUGCUUAGAGCCAACAUCAUACAUAAAUAUCGAAAGUGAGAAAGAAAUCUGACAUUCUUUGCCAUCUGCUUCAUGAUUUUUAAAUUAAAUGUAUUAAAUUUAAAUAUUUAUAUUUUGUGUUUGUUUAUUUUGUUUUUAAUUUCUGUAAAUUAUAAAUGCAAGAGAAUUCAAAUAAAAUUGAACACCAACAGGA
Molecule: messenger RNA, 2240 nt
Organism: Stomoxys calcitrans (stable fly)
Lineage: Eukaryota; Metazoa; Arthropoda; Insecta; Diptera; Muscidae
Product: cysteine-rich venom protein 1
Exons: 5
Coding region: 500-1645 (381 amino acids)
Cellular component (GO): extracellular region
Source: RefSeq, a predicted model, not a curated record